Messenger RNA from Aspergillus calidoustus, 5335 nucleotides. Lineage: Eukaryota; Fungi; Ascomycota; Eurotiomycetes; Eurotiales; Aspergillaceae. The record is from the annotation of a GenBank genome assembly.
GUUAAAUUCAGGGACCUCAACGUACUCGUAGGCAGCGAGCACUGCCACUGCCGAUCGCGGGAGGUCUGAUCUCGAGUUUAAUCACCUUUUGGAUGGCAAAAGAUGCCUCAGCCUGUGAUUGCUUUGCCAUCCAAGUAGUGAGGUGUGAAGUUGGCGUGUCGACUCCGUAUGUACGCUGCAGUAUGUAUCUCUCCGCUCCAGCUGUAUAUUUCGGUUGCCCUCGAUUUUGACAGGCGAUCGCAUAAUCAACAUCUAGCUCGCCAUUCGGCUCGAUCAUUGUUGAUGUGCUAGCCACAAUUCCAAGAGUAGAUAUCUACGGGAGGUACUCCACAACAUCGCUGAGGUUCUGCAGCACCCGACCUCGAAGGCUCGAUCUGGAAUGGCGGGAGCCGGCGUUGUUUCAGCCCAUUGUUUUCUGUGCUAACCGGGGUCAGCCGAGAACUGUCGGAGUGGGUGAUUUCCUGGCACUUGGGAGGACCCUGACGAGGCACGCUGAUUGAUUGACUGAAUCAGCGAGAGAGGGGCUGUGGAACGGAUGCUAGGCUAGAGGUGAGCUAAGUUCAAACCACUAACUGUAGAUUUGUUAGUCGAGCCGAAAUGCACAUCCAUGCGAAUAAUAAGAGGGCGAUUUAUUAAAUAAUAAUCAUCAUCAUAUGGGAUCUGGAGACGGGAGGACGCUGCAGUGCUCUUCCGGUUGUAUGGUACUCUUUCCAUCUCGCACCCUCUCGGCACUUGUCACGAGGGAAUCGCUCACUGUGCAAUUUCGCCCUCAAGCCAAUCCCUGCGAAUCUCCCUCGAAUAACGAUCCUUUCCCUUCUCUGUUUCUUGGAUAAGCAUCGAGGAAGCUUUCCUCAGAUUCGGGUUGAGUUUCGAAAUCGCCUGCAUCUCCGUCAGUGACAUACUUUGCCGAACAUUCGAGGUAGUCCCGAUUCUUAUUAUUCCUUCUGCCAUCUGAUCAACCCGCAAGGCAACAUUCGUCUCAUAUGCUAUUGUUAUUAUAACCGUCCAUCCUCCUUGCGAUUCUUUGCCGCUGUCAUCGCCUCUCAACGCCUGUCCUUGAUUCGCUUUCUCUUCUCUCCCUCUUUCUGUACAUCUCUCUCUUCCUCUUCCUCUUUCAGUCUUUACUUUCUUUUUCCGCCCCCAUUCGCGCUCCGUAUUCUCCUCCUUCGCCAGGCACUCCCCUGCAGUGCAGUGCGCGGCGUCCAUCCACCAAUCUGUACUAAUUUACGGGACUCAGUCCAUUCAAUUCCUUCCCCCUCCCGUCACGAACAGGCCCUUGCGCCAUCUCGUUUCGCCUGCGACCCUCUCUGGAUCAUCGCUCCGGGAUUCGUAGCCGGGUGGAGUUGGAAUCCGUGAAUGGCUUCAACGGCGUCAUUAAACCAUUUCCCAAACUGCCCACCUUGACAAGCCCCAGUCCCACCUUUCAGCGUCAAUGCGACUGGCGCUCGCUCCAACUUUAAUUAUUAUUAUCCAGGAGGCCCUUGUUGCCGUCUGGGUCUCUGCUGCGCGAUCUUAGCUAUAUUCCGAUUUGCUCCUCUGUCGCCACCCAGGGCAAAUUAAUAUUGUUCCUGCCUUCUGGAUCGAUCCGAAUUACCAUCUCUCUUGUUGUUGAACUUUGACGGUUGUUCAUCUUGGGCACUCACAAGGAAGAUAGCCCGUCAUCUUCUUCCUCGGGUGGAAUCCCCGCUUCUUCCUCAUUUCCCUGCCCGCCGCCAUCUCAUCUCUUACUCGGGGGAUUCCCAGUUUUUGGUUCCUGGGACUACCAAGACACUCGCUGUGCGUGCUGUGUAUAAUUCCUAUGAGGCUUCGUUUAGAGCACCGUUAUGCAAUCGCAUUAUUCUCGCUCUUGGACUAGCCAGCCUCCCCAAGGCGCUCCCUAUGAGUUGCCUCCGGUGCAGUCGGUGACUCCCCCAGCUCCCUUUCAGCCUGCCCCUCCUCAACCGGGCGGUUUUCUGUCUAGUCAGCCGGCGAGACCCAGCAGCGGGCUGCCGAUGUCACAUCUGUUACAGCAAUCGCCCGUGCCGACGCCUGCUACGACCUAUCAUCCAUAUGAAUCCAGCGUCUCUCCAUCAGAAACGGGGCCGGGAACUCUCCCGGAUGCGUCUAUCAAUGGCUCUGCGCCAACCGCUGGAGGGCUGUAUCGUCAUGGGAGCGGGAUAGGGCAGCACCACCAACAUUCGCAGCCUCUGCAGCAGAAGAGGGCGUACCGCCAAAGGAGAAAAGACCCUAGCUGUGACGCCUGCCGCGAGCGCAAGGUCAAGUGCGAUGCCUCCGAGUCUACUAGUUGUACAGAGUGCACCAACCGCAAAGUUCGGUGCCAGUUUACGAAGGAGACCAACAGACGCAUGUCUUCUAUCAAACAAGUCCAAGACCUAGAGAAACAACUCUGGGCGACCAAGCAACAACUCCAGCAAGUGCGAUCGGGAAUCAUGAGAACAGAGAAUAAUAUGCUGGAAUUUGACGUUGACGGGAUGGGACAACAUCAGCUAAAGCUGCCUGACAUUGGUUACAGACCCCCGCGCCGACCAAGAGCUCCGGUUUCACAAGAUCUAUCCAAUACUAGAGCGAACCUGCGCAUCUAUGGUAAGGGGAUUUGGAAGGUUCCGUCACCAUAUCGCCCGCCGGGGCCGAAAUCGCUAUUGACAUCAGAUCCUCCGCCCCUCCCUCCGCAAGAUGUUGCGCAUCAUCUUCUCGCCCAGUACCAUGCGCACAUCCACUCCACGUUACCAGUCAUUCACUGGCCGACUUUCUUGAAGGAGUACGAGGAUGUUUAUCGUGCAGGAACGCUUCUUGGAGUUACACGCGAAUGGGCGGGUGUGCUAUUUGGCGUUUUCGCCUGCGGCUCUCUGCAUACCUCGGACCCAAACAGAGAAGAAAAGGGCAAGGAGUUUGUAAGGACAUCUUGUGGUGUGAUUGAUGUCUGGCAAGACAGUUUUACUCUGGACCAGGCGCGGGCCGCCUUACUUGUCAGCAUGUUUCUCUACGAAGUCAACUCGAAAUCAGCUAGCUGGGUAUGGAAUGGUUCUGCCGUGCGAGUCGCGCAGGAAAUCGGAUUACAUCUAGAGUCUGGCCCGUGGCCUGCAUUGGAGGGCGAAAUGCGCAAACGCGUGUGGUGGGGUAUGUAUACAUGGGAUAGAAUCCUGGCUCUCGAUAUGGGCAAGCCAGUGCUUAUCAGUGAUCAAGACUGCGACAUUGGGCUUCCGUGCCCCGUCGACGAGCAGUUCAUUUCCGAAGGCGGCUGCGUGCCCGAAGGCCAGCAGACUACUCCGUUAUUAGCAACAAUCCAUGUUGUCCGAUCGAUCGGCCAGCUAACGCGUGCUCUUCGAAGUACAACCAUUAGCACCGCAAACCUCGAGACAUUCGAACGACAUUUUAGCGCCUGCCUAGCCGUCUUCCCCGAACAAUUCCACCCCAAAUCCGACCAAUACCUCGAGCCCCGAUCCCUAGCCCCGAUUAUCCACCUCCAGAAUGCGCGUCUCGUCCUCCACCGUCAUAACAUAUCUCCCUUUUGCCCACCUGAUGUUCGGUCAGCAGCGCUCGACUACUGUGUUUCCGUAUCCCAGGAGACGGCGCGCCUAUUGUCGCGAUGCAUGCGACCCUCGCCAAUCACAGGGAAUAGAGACUGGCGUGUUUUACUGGCGACAGCUGCGGGGACCAUGCUGUGCACCCACCUCUGGCGCUGUACGCUUUUGCUCCUCUUCCGCCAAGAAUACGAAGCUGCAUUGGUAUGUGUCCGGGCUAGCGCCGCAAUCAGGGAUUCCCGCGUGACCAAUGCAGCCUGUGGUCGAUAUGUUGUGUUCUUCCUGAAAUGCCUCUUGGAACGGUUACGACGCAGCGAGAUGGUGGAUCUAGAGGCGGACGAAGAAAUGAUGGCGUACGUGUCAGGCGAUAUGCAAGGCGCUAGUAAUGGUAAUUGGGUCUGGGAGGGCAGUGAGACUGGAGCGCAGUUGGACAUGUCUCCGCUCCGCAGCGGCGCAGUCAACCCUGCCGUCAGGGAUAAAAGGCUAGCCGAAGAGCCGGAGGGCUGGGAGGGCUGGGAAUGGAUUGAGCAAACGGUCCAAUAUCUCCUCGCGGAAAAGGAACACCGCGACCGGCAGCAAAGAGAGGCGCAGCUCCUUCGGCAGCCGCCAGAACCGUCGUACCGCGGCAGUGAAUCUACCACUGGCAGCCCGGACUCAGUACCAAACCAGCCGAGUUCGUCACACUCGCGCAUGACGAUUGCGAGCAUCAUCUAAGUCCGACACGGAUUUAAGUGAGGCUCGAAAGACAUAUAUUCACGUUCAGAUUUGUACGGCCUUUUACUGCCAGUGGCAUUUCUCCGCACGUGAAAUGAGAUUACGUUAUGAUACCGGCCGAUAUUUGUACAGCACUUGCUCGAACCAUUAGCCUAGAUCUUGUAUAUAGCAUUACAUAUAUAGCGCUCCGCAAGCAAGAACCAUUCAGUGAUCAUUCACAUUGAAAUCGUGUCAUAGAGACCUAUCUAGAUGAUUAAAGAAGUUCCUAUACACUCAAGUCUCCAGGUUAAUGCUCCGUCCGAACCGCGCAUACAGCGCAACCUUCAACUGCUGCAUCUCAUCGCGCAGGUCCCCUAGCGUCUCCUCGAGCAUGGCCACCUCGGAGUCGAUCUGCUCCGUUGACGAAGAUAGCAUCGUCUGCGCUUCUUCUAGCGGGAGAUGAACGAAUGAGUCUCCAAUUUUGUACCUGGGAUAAGGCGUUAGCAGUGAAUAGUGAAGAAAGAAAAGAAGACAUACGGAACCAACUCAUCCUCAUCCGCAAGCUCCAACUCCGUUGAGAUCUCCUCGAGAUCCUCUUUAUCUUUCUGCACAUCAUUGUGAAAACGGUUAGCGCACAAUUACAUCCAUCCUGUCAACGACCCCGCGAUAGCAAAACAAAUUCAAAAUCCAACACAGAAACCUUGAUUUGAUGAGAUAGAAGGGGAAAUACCUGCUUCCCCUUCAGCUGCUCCUCCAGCACCGUCUCGCGCUGAUGCAGCCGACUGAAGCGGUUAAUCUUUUCUUGGUCCUCGCGGCGCACCUCGGUGUCCUCUGUGCCGAGUGCGGCCUCGUCUUCUUUUGAAAGCUGUCGCAGAUGUUAACUUUAUUUUUUAGACAUCUGCGGGGAUGGGGGCAGCGCACCAUGCGUGUGUUGAGCAUUUUGCCGGUCUAUGUAUGUUUGUUGGCAAGUCGGAGAGUGAGCCACAGUAUCGCCAGGUGAUGUUAUUCAGGAUCUUUUGGGUUCCUGGAUUUUGAGGUGUCGAGGUGUCGACUUGGUGGUCUGUGCGGGGCAGCGGAGUAUAGUUACAGCACGGUCCGUUUGAUAUGACGGAAAGAACUAU